Messenger RNA from Arachis ipaensis, 2210 nucleotides. The record is from RefSeq and is a predicted model, not a curated record. NCBI's taxonomy places the organism in Eukaryota, Viridiplantae, Streptophyta, Magnoliopsida, Fabales, Fabaceae.
CAUUAAGGCACGGGAGGUAACCCUCACCGCCCCAGCCCUAAGCCUGCCCCCUAACCAAAACGCGCUCCUGCCUCUCUCACACUCAGCCAGUCCGAGUUCCUCUCAUCGAGCUCGUGCUCCUCCGUCACUUCCGUCCAGCCACCGCCUGCUACCGCCGCCGACGCAAUUGCGAACUUGGAAGCCACCGUCGCGGCGUCGCAUCUUCCUUCCCCUCCGUUGCGCAGCAACCGUCGCAACUUCCUUCCCCUCCAUUGCGCACCACCGUCGGAACGUCGAAGCCUCCGUCCCGCAGUCGUCCCGCCGACGCCAACUCUGUUCCGCCUUCAGCCUUCGAUCGUGCUCCACUGCUCCCUGUCCCCCUCUUGCACCAGCUCUGCCCUGUUCUGCGCUCCCUCAGUCCCUGUUAAUCUGGGAACUGAGGAGGUGGAAAAUGGAGAAUGAGUUGAAAGAGCAAAACAAUAAGAAGAACGACGAUGGCGCGAACAAGAAGAGCUCCGUAGUGAUCAAGAUACCUUCCUACGAAGAAGUUCUCCAAAGCUCGCAACAAAAAUCAACUCCACCUUCACUCUUCCUUCCCUCGCAAACAUUCUCCCAAACCUUUUCUUUCGUCAAAUCCUCUGAGUUCUACGCUCCUCCGCCUCCUACCACCAACACCGCCACCACCAUCACCGCUGCUUCUUCUUCAAUUUCAAGGGAAAGUUCUCAAUUGAACCCUCCAUCUUCAACUUCGACGUCUUCUGCUGCUGCAGCUUCGUCUCAAGUCGCUCAAAGUCGCAAUGCCAUCCUUGUUAGCCACAGACAGAAAGGAAAUCCGUUGCUUAAACACAUUAGGAAUGUUAGAUGGACCUUUGCUGAUAUUGUUUGUGACUACUUGCUUGGUCAAAGCUCAUGUGCACUCUAUAUCAGUCUCCGGUAUCAUUUGCUGCAUCCAGACUAUUUAUAUUAUAGAAUAAGGGAGUUACAGAAGAAUUUCAAGCUUCGAGUAGUCUUAUGCCAUGUUGAUGUGGAGGAUGUAAUGAAGCCUCUUCUUGAAGUUACCAAAACAGCUCUGCUUCAUGACUGCACUCUUCUAUGUGGAUGGAGCUUGGAGGAAUGUGGCCGUUACUUGGAGACCAUAAAAGUAUAUGAAAACAAGCCUGCAGACAUUAUUCAAGGCCAAAUGGAUACAGACUAUCUGUCACGGCUAACACACGCCCUUACAACUGUCCGACAUGUUAACAAGACUGAUGUAGUUACCCUUGGUACCACAUUUGGGUCUUUGUCUCACAUUAUGGGUGCAUCUAUGGAAGAUCUAGCUCGCUGCCCUGGCAUAGGUGAGCGCAAGGUCAAGCGCUUGUUUGACACGUUUCAUGAACCCUUCAAGCGAUUGGAAUCCAGCAGGCAAGUCAUUCCAGAGACGUCUGUCCAGGAUAAGACAGCUAGUCCUGAUGUAUCAGCUAACAAUGAUGCUGAACCUUGCUCCUUGAAUGAAGACAAGCAAAAGGACGCUGAAGAUGUGAACAAACGCAAGGAGAAAGAACCUGAACUUACUGUCAAAUCUGCCCUCUCUGAAGCCUUUGCCAAAUAUUCUAACAGAAUUGGCAAGAGGAAUAAGACUUCACAAGUAGAGGAGAAAGUAGAAUCAGGUGGCACUAGGAAAAUAAUUUCUAUUUUAUGUUAUGAGAAUGUCUUCCAGGACAUUUCACUCCUCGAGAUCCUGGUUCUCUCUGCAUUGAAAAUACUCUUUAGGUGCCAAUGCUGUAACUUGAGCUGUCCCAGAAAGAAACUAGAUUCAUUUGCCCUCCUUGUGGCUCCAUUCUUGUUGGAAGACUUUUGUCGACGGAGCAAGAAUAGGACAAAAAAAAUGGUGAGAAGUACGGUAACUGUGGUGGCCGCUGCAAUGGCUAUGAGAAUGGUUUUGGAGGGGAGAUGAGCAUGGCUAUGCUCAUGAUUUUCUGAAUGCAAUUGGUGCUGUGUGUAUGACUGGCUCUUUGUGUCAACACUUGGGAUAGUAGUAGUAGUAUUAACAUCCAUGAGAGAUCAAGAAAACUAAGAAUACAAAGAAAAACACUGAUAUAAACGGCUUCUUGUUUGAGGGGAAAAGGAGGUUUUAAUGAGAAGCAAGAGAGGGUCAAGGAGAGGGGUUUUUGUUUAAAGAAGACUAAUAGGGGGUGCAAGUUAGUAUUUGCUAGUUUUGAGCUUCCUUUCCUACGAGGGCAGGUCAUCAUCUC